AUGACCCAGUCAGCUUCCAAGUCGAUGAUUCCGGAUGAUAUCAAGUGCACCACGCCUUCUUCGGAAGAGAUUGCGAGGGCACAGUCUGCUGCGUCUAACGGGAACAGAACUCACUCGAACUCGACCACGACUUCGUUUUUGAACAAUCCAGACCACAUGCCUCCAUACCGCUCUACUUCGCUGCGCAGUGGUAGCACGAGCAGUGGACAUAGCCAGGGCCAUGGGCAAGUGCCCGUGCCUAUGCCACUGCAGCCCCUACAGCCCCUACAGCCGCAGCCCCUACAGCAUGGGGCCCAGCAAGUGCCGUUGCCAAUGGCUCCCUCGCCGAAACUCGUCAACAAGCAGCAGCAAGAGGCUUCGCACUCGAAAAACCCAUUGAAAAAGAUCUUUGGUCGGUCCAAGUCCCACCAUGCGGCGGACCAGGGCAAAAAUUCAGGCUCGGGAAACGGCCAGAGUCCGGAUCUCAAGCAACGGGUCUCGCCAAAACCAGAUGGAAAACCAUCAUCCACCUCCGUCCGUGCCAGGGGCGCCUCUUUGCUUCACAAAGACAGAGACGUCACCCAGCACAUGCACCUCAUCAAGUCGUCGUCGGCAAUCUCUAACUUGUCGCACAACACCAACCCGUUCCUCACCUCGAGCAACGGCAGAAUACCGAUUGAGUCGUUGGACAUCCACACAAGACCCCCAACGAUCUCCCAGCUCUAUCACUCACCGUCAUCCGCUUCGGCCACGCCGUCGUCCACGUCAUUGGGCUUCUACCAGACAGAGGGCGACUCAAAGGGAGAGAACAUCUUGCCGUUGCCCUUGAAAAACCCAAACGACUUCCUUCCGGAAGAGUUGCAGCAGCCCAGUGUCAUGCUCACAGAUAACUUCGCAUUCGCUGACUCGGGCAGGAAGAACUUGGGUGAAGGUGGCUCGUCCCAGGUCAUGACCGUGAUGUCGAUAUACCGCAAGAAAAACGUGUACGCGUUAAAGAGAUUCAAACUGUUCAAAGACGAGACCCCAGACCAUUUCUACCACCGCUGCGUGUCGGAGUUCUUGAUCGCCAAGAAACUGAGCAACCACGUCAACAUCGUGAAGACAUACUACUUGAUGAAAACGCCAAGCAUUUCUAACGGCCCAAAGAGAAGUUGGGCCUUCUUGAUGCAACGAUGCAGCCAAGAUAUGUUUCAUUUCACCACGCUCACUGGGUGGGCAAGCAAACCGCUGGACGAGAAAUGGUGCUGCUUCAAGCAAAUUUCCAGAGGUGUCAGAUACAUGCACUCCCUCGGUAUCGCGCACAGAGACAUCAAGUUGGAAAACGUUCUAGUCACCGAAUAUGGCGCAUUGAAGUUGACGGAUUUCGGUAUCUCGGCUUACGGUAUAAAGGACCCAGAUGACCCUUCAAGCGAACGCAUUAAAAUCAGAGGCUACUGCGGCUCCCCACCACACGUGCCUCCAGAAGUGAUGAUCCUAAGUGAAAAGAAGAGGAAAGUGAUCCCAGUGCCUAAGGAAAAGGAGGAGUACGAUCCGUUCAAGAUGGAUACCUGGGCAUUGGGUAUUCUCAUGUUCAACCUUGUGUGCUCGUUCGCCUUGUUUGGCGAAGCCCACAAGGACGACUCAAAGUACAGAAACUUCGCUUCGUUCCACGAACAAUUUUGCAAGCACAGCCCUCACUUCAAAAAGCCCGGAAUCUACAGGUCUGGACCCGGAGCUGAACACCCAGACUUUGGUAAAAUGGGCAGCGUCGAGGCUAGCAGAGUCUGUUUACGGUUGCUUGAUCCCGAUCCAAACACUAGAUAUUCAAUUGAAGAUCUAUUUAACGACCCCUGGAUGGAGAAGGUUGAAACCUGCUUUGACGAAGACGACGAAGAGCCAUUAAAGGAACCUGAGUUGAGAAAGGCAACAACAGAUGAUGACCCUGUGCCACACGAUAUCCCUUCCACUAGCUCCUCCUUUAAUGAAGACUCUACAACGCUAACGCACUCAAGCAAUCCUUUCUUACAAAGUAACAUCAACAAUGGCAACAACGCAGUAAAGAGCCCGAAGAUCAAAUCCAAAUCCAUGCUUUUCAUUGCAGAGGAAGAAGAUAUGAGACGAAGUGCUACAAAUUCAUCAAGUGGCUCACCGCAGGUUGCAGCAACUAAUAAUAACGCACAGGUCGCUCCUACCUCUUUGCCCACCCUUGAUGAAGAGAAGACUAAGGAUGUCGAUGAUGAUAUAAAAGGUACUCCAGAGACCUUCGCAAAGGCACAACAGCCCCCUCAAUCGCCUGUACCUGUCAAUAACGCCCUGACAGAAAGAAUAAGCUCACUGUCGCUGAACACUGCCAACAGUGUCAAUCCAGCAGAUCACGGCGAAAAUUCGGCAAACACCCUAAUGAGAAAUGAAGGCGAGGCUCCUUCAACAUCCAAUGAUGGACCAAACUCGCUGUACUCCAACAGUAUUACACAAAAACCAAGCUUCGCUUCAGACACUGUGUCAAGAAGCUCUUCUAUAACUUCUAAAAACAAUAGCCCAAUGCUAUCAAACUCUACUACUAUGUCCUCGCGUAAGAGGAAGAAGAAUCUUGGUCACCACCACAGUGAGUGUGGUGGCAAACCAAUAUUCGUAUUGAAAUAG
This is a messenger RNA of Kluyveromyces marxianus DMKU3-1042, 2601 nucleotides long. RefSeq names its product protein kinase PTK2 (gene PTK2). NCBI's taxonomy places the organism in Eukaryota, Fungi, Ascomycota, Saccharomycetes, Saccharomycetales, Saccharomycetaceae. Gene Ontology annotation, molecular function: ATP binding; protein serine/threonine kinase activity. The coding region runs from base 1 to 2601 and encodes 866 amino acids. The transcript has a single exon. Gene Ontology annotation, biological process: intracellular signal transduction; protein phosphorylation. Gene Ontology annotation, cellular component: nucleus. The record is from RefSeq and is a predicted model, not a curated record.